This is a messenger RNA of Hyaloscypha bicolor E, 1986 nucleotides long. Its product is annotated as DNA polymerase alpha, subunit B. The record is from RefSeq and is a predicted model, not a curated record. Gene Ontology annotation, biological process: DNA replication; DNA replication initiation. Gene Ontology annotation, molecular function: DNA binding. The transcript is spliced from 4 exons. The coding region runs from base 1 to 1986 and encodes 661 amino acids. Lineage: Eukaryota; Fungi; Ascomycota; Leotiomycetes; Helotiales; Hyaloscyphaceae. Gene Ontology annotation, cellular component: alpha DNA polymerase:primase complex.
AUGGCCGAAUCUGUAGAAGCCGAGCUCAAGGAACGAUUUGCCCCUGUGGGCGCAGAAAUUGAACCAGAUGUCCUGGCUGAAUUGAUGUCUAUUAUGCGCCUCCACUCAAUCGACACGCAGGAACUAUGGUACAAAUGGGAGUCGUACAGCAUGAAGAUGGGGGCGGAUGAUAUGAAGUUGACCAUAGAAACUGUGAGGGCCCUCAAACAGGAUAUCCAGGACGGCCUGGAGCGCGACAAUCGAACAAAAGCACAUCUGUUGAGUUCGAACAAACGUGGAGGAGCCACGCCUCGAAGCGUGGCCAGUAAUGGUGAUGUUUUUGGAAUGUUGGACGGCCUCGUUCCUAACACACCAAAAGUUGGAUCCACAAAUAAAGCCGGCACAAGGAAGAAGUUCGAGACACCGUCCCUAUCAAGAGUGAAAGCAGAGCCAGCAAGCAGUCCGCCAGACUUCAAGACACCAUACAAGCCUGGCGAGCAGAGUGGCCAAACCGUUUCCUUCCAUGACAGACCAAAUGCUGGCCAGACAAUCGAAAUUCUCAAUGAUCAUCUAGAACUCCCAGAACCUCCGAUAGCACCUUAUGGAGAACCUCGAAUCAAACUCACGGCCAAUUCCGAUAUGAAGAAGCUCUCUUAUAAACCAAUGGCUAUGAAGUCUUCGGAGGCUUCUGAGAUCCUGGACGAGAGGAUAGACGACUUCAUGGCUUUGAUCCAAACACAUCACAAGCUAGAGGACUCGGCUUUUGGAAGUGCUGCAAGUCAAAGUACAAACGAGAUUGUUGCAAUAGGACGGAUUGCCUCGGAUGCUUUAGAAGGGAGACUGAAUGCUUCAUCCCUCGUCCUCGAGACUUCACGGCGGAUGGGUGCAGGAUUAAGAAUACCACUGAAAGUCGACGCUCUCAAAGGCUUCCAAUUCUUCCCUGGUCAAAUAGUCGCAUUGAAAGGUAUCAAUGCUUCUGGGGAUUCCUUUAAAGUUAGUGAAGUGUUGGAAGCUCCGUUGUUGCCCAGCGCUGCCUCAACACCAUCUGGACUUGAAGCACACCUACAGAGACUGAAGGGAGGCCCCGAUGCAAUGGAUUCAGAUUCGGCAGCGGCACCUUUGAAUAUAAUUAUCGGCUCUGGACCUUACACAACAGAUGACAAUCUGGAUUUUGAGCCCCUGCAUGCUCUCUGCAGUCAAGCUGCGGACUCCUAUGCAGAUGCACUAAUUCUUGUUGGACCCUUCCUAGACAUCGACCACCCUCUCAUCGCUUCAGGGGAUUUCGACCUACCAGACGAGGCUAUGAAAGAGCCAGACACGGCCACCAUGUCAACGGUUUUCAAAUACCUCGUUUCACCCGCAUUCAUCCAGCUCUGUUCAGCCAAUCCACACAUCACCAUUCUUCUUGUCCCGUCCGUCAAAGACGCAAUCAGCAAGCACGUCUCCUGGCCACAAGAGCCGUUCCCACGGAAGGACCUUGGCCUUCCCAAGUCUGUCAAAAUCAUUGGCAAUCCAAUGACUCUGUCACUCAACGAGGUAAUCAUUGGAAUCUCGUCACAAGACAUUCUCACCGAGUUGAGGAUUGCUGAAGUGACUGGCGGGAGCAAAAAGGAUCCUUCAAUCCUUACUCGACUACCAAAGUAUAUGGUUGAGCAGCGUAACUUCUUCCCCUUGUUUCCUCCAGUCGACAGAGAGAGCUUGCCGAAGACGGGUACGAAAUCCGGAAUACCAGCUGGAGCAAUGCUUGAUACAAGUUACCUGAAACUGGGGGAGAUGAUUAAUGUGAGGCCGGACGUAUUGAUUGUUCCAAGCUCUAUACAACAUUUCGCAAAAGUGGUCGAAAGUGUUGUCGUUGUCAACCCUGGGUAUCUGUCAAAACAAAAGAAAACAGGUACCUACGCGAAGAUGACAGUAUAUCCACGUCCUCUUACGGACGAGGAGAGAGGCUCAUCAGUGGUUGCACAUCAAGUGUUUGAACGGGCUCGGGUUGAUAUUGUUAGGAUAUAA